ACCGAAUCUCGAAAGAUUUGACCAAUAUCAUGAACGACACCCCGAUCCGUCUUAUACAUCUAUCGGACAUGAAGCUCGUUGGGCGUUAUGACGUGAAGAAGCGCUCGCAGGGCUUUGUCCCUCUAGAUAGGGUGGUACGUUAUCCCUGGCAAAUCUAUGAUCCCUCCCAAACAGUCAAAUAUGCCGUUCUGUCUCACCGAUGACUGAAUGAAGGAGAACCACCUAUGAAGAGAUGAAAAAUGACACGGUAGCAGCUCUGGGAUAUGAGAAGCUGAGGAAGUUUUGUGACAAAGCCAAAGAAUACAAUGUGGAAUUCGUGUGGUCGGAUACCUGCUGCAUCGACAAGAGCAGCCAUACUGAUAUCGGUGAUUCGAUCCGCUCUAUGUUUCGGUGAUACAGAAACUCGACCAUUUGCAUCGUUCAUCUGGCAUAAAGCGGGACCUCAGAUCUUAUGAUGGGUAAUGAAUGGAUGAAGAGAGGCUUUGACUCUUGUCGCUUGAUCACCCGUCAGGGGCAUACAGUGCUUGUUGAAGAAUCUGAUCCUUCUGGGUGUAAGAAGUUCGGGCAAUGUCCGGAGUCGAUCUGGAGAUUCUGGAGCGAGCCACUGGCAUUCCCCAUGAAGACUUAUACGAAAUUUAUCCUAAUGCGUACAAGGGGGUGGAUGAACGGACUCGGACGUCGUGGUCAGCCGGGCGCACAACAAAGGUCGAAGACGUGGCCUAUUCCAUUCUCCAGACUCACGGAGGCCAUCAUGAGGACCGGUUCCCCAUCAGUAUCUUCAACUAUAAAGGCCAUGCUGCAUCACAUCACAGUUCUCG
This is a messenger RNA of Suillus subalutaceus, 818 nucleotides long. RefSeq lists its product as uncharacterized. Lineage: Eukaryota; Fungi; Basidiomycota; Agaricomycetes; Boletales; Suillaceae. Bases 233 to 394 code for a protein of 53 amino acids. The transcript has 2 exons. The record is from RefSeq and is a predicted model, not a curated record.